Messenger RNA from Anisakis simplex (herring worm), 978 nucleotides. The record is from the annotation of a GenBank genome assembly. Lineage: Eukaryota; Metazoa; Nematoda; Chromadorea; Rhabditida; Anisakidae.
AUGGCUUGCCAGUUCUUUCUUAACGUUCUCGUUGUCGCUCUCACUGCCAUCCAUCUAUCCGAUGAACACAAAAUGCUCACGAGAGCACAAGCUGUUGUCGGUCAUAAUGCAUCUUCUCCAAAGAUGGAAAAUCACGAAAGAAAUACAAGUGCAAACUUGGGAAGGAAAUCGCUUGUGAUGCGAUUCAAAAGACAAGCAUACCGAGAUAGCAAUUAUCCUCGAACAAUAUGGUCUGAUGGACCAGUACCGUUCACAAUCGACUCUAGACUUCCAAAGCAUGCUAGAUCGAUUGUUUUGAAAUCAGUGGCCUUUUGGCGUGAUAACACUUGCAUCGAUUUUGCGUUCAAUGGUCGCGGACGGAAUUCAAUUGCUUUCAUUCGCGGAAAAGGUUGCUACAGCAGUAUUGGCCGUGUUUGGUACGCCCGAAGUCAAGCGUUAUCAGUGGGUCAAGAAUGUGAGCAUUCGCCUAAUUAUCGAAUAAUGCAUUUCUUACAGUUCCACACAAUAACACAUGAAUUGGCGCAUGCACUAGGCAUCUUCCAUACGCAGAGCCGCACUGAUCGUGAUCGCUAUGUGACAAUCAUAUCUGGAAAUGCUGAGCACAGUCAACGAAGUAAUUUUAUCGCUGAGAGUUCGCGAGUCAGUGAAAAUUACGGUAUACCAUAUGAGUACGGCAGUGUGAUGCACUACAGGAAUCAUGAGUUUUCAGUGAACAAUUAUCCAACUGUCGUUGCACGUGAUCCAUUGCAUCGUCAGACGAUGGGCAGUGGUACAGGACCAUCAUUUUUGGAUGUGCUUCUUGUUAAUAAGCAUUACAACUGUCUUGAUCGCUGUAAGAAGUACAAUACAAGUUGUGUGAAUGGUGGCUACCCGCAUCCACGACGAUGUGACUAUUGCAUGUGUCCGUCUGGUUUUGGGGGACGCUUCUGUGAAACUAAGGUAGCCCUUCUUCAACGAAUAAUUAAUGCAUUUCCAUAG